Molecule: messenger RNA, 944 nt
Organism: Punica granatum (pomegranate)
Lineage: Eukaryota; Viridiplantae; Streptophyta; Magnoliopsida; Myrtales; Lythraceae
Source: RefSeq, a predicted model, not a curated record
AUGGAACAGUGCAGCCGUUGCCCUGUCUCUUCCUUUGCGGAUGACGAAAGCCUCGAGUUUUUCAAAGUCUUCCUCCCCAGCUUCAGUUCUCAUCAGCUGCUAAUUCCAUCGGACUUUCUGAAGCAAUUCAAAGGCAAAAUACCCAACCAGGCCACCCUUAAGGAUCACGCAGGCCGGUCUUGGAGUGUUCAGUUAAAAGAAGUUGGGAGCAAGCUGUUUAUAAAGAACGGUUGGGAGGAAUUCGUCACUGACCAUUCUCUUGGGUUCGGGGAUUUUCUCAUCUUCAGUUAUUACCAUAGCACCUCGGUCUUUCAUGUCAAAAUUUUUGGCAAGAAUGGGUGCAGAAAAAAGAGGGCUUGCGCAGCGAAUAAAACUUUGCUUAUUAAUCUUGAAGAGGAAGAACAAGUGGAAGAAAGGGUAGAAGAGACGAGUGCUGGAGGUCCAUAUGAAAAUCACAGAAAAAGACCGAGGAUAGGAGCUCUCCAGGGGGGAACUAGUGAAAACAGAGUCGAGAAACCGUUCGUUCCGAAGCACCCUCAUUUUGUGUCACCUAUAACAAGUUCGACUAAUUCGAUAAUGCGCAUUCCUAGAACUUUUUUGAAGGAGCACAACAUAAAACUGGAGAGCGUUGUGAUGCUUCAGGAUCAGAACGGGAAGCAGUGGCCUUUGAGAAUCAUGUCCUGGACUCAAGGACGGAUCGGCUUUUCUAGUGGUUGGAAAGUUUUCUGUUCAACGAAUAAACUUAAGUUGAACGACAAGUGCCUCUUCGAAUUUGUGCUGGGUGAAAGGAAAACAUGCAGUGAAGUGCUCGUUCGGGCUUUCCGCACGGACAUUGAGAUCGAAAAACCCAAUAAUUAUUGGGUUUUGAAGGUAUGAUCUAGGAAAGUCAGACAGUUACUUUGGUUUCAUAUGGUAUGAUUGGAGAGGGAAAGGAACGAACUUGC